AUGCUAUAUUUACAAAUGAACGAAAUAGAAAUGUUACCCGGGGACGUGUUCUCGUGUUUGUCCCAACUUUUCUAUCUCGACUUGUCAAGUAACAAACUUAGCUCACUGGCUAAUACGUCGUUGGCUGGACUAUCGGGACUACAAACAUUGUCGUUGUCCAACAAUCAUUUAGCGGGUCUGGAACGUCUGUAUUUGGAUGAUCUAUCGGAGCUUAUGGUCGUGAAGCUGGAAACAAACCAGGUAGAGACGUUCAGUGGAAGUGUUCUCGAUUCUCUGCCACGGCUGUCGCAACUGUAUCUUGACGACAAUCCGCUACAAUGCGACUGCAGAUUGAUAGAUUUACUUGCUUGGAGUGGUCGUCCUGGUAAUUUUCUGUCUGGGGCGAUAUGUUACUCUCCGCCCAGUUUAAGUGGUCGAAAGCUCACCCAGCUGAGCGAAGAUGAUCUUAUUUGCAUAAGUCCGAGAAUAGACUACUACAGCGAUGACGUCAUCGCCAUGGCGGGUACGAUGGUGGAAUUAUUUUGCAACGCUUCUGGUCAGCCAGAACCUAUUAUCACGUGGUCCACGCCACGAGGGCGGUACAUACCACCCAACCACGACAAGGGUGAAAAAUUCACAACGUACGAGAAUGGAAUUCUAGUGAUAAGCGAUGUUGAUUACACCGAUGAUGGGAAAUAUACUUGCAGAGCGGCGAACAUAGAGGGCGAUACUAGCGUCGCCAUCGCCCUCACAGUCAUUGGACGAAUUUCAAGCACACCCGAGACAACGCCGGAAGGAAGUCCAAUUGCCCCAGUGAGCCAGUGCGAUGCAACGGGACAAAUCUUGGGAACAUUCUUCGGUACCUUUUUCGGUACGCUUCUACUGUGUGCUUUACUGUUUUACGUUUGGUUUUCCCGACAGAAUAAAAAGAAACAAAACUUCAACUGUGAAGUGUUUAAUAACCUUGGCGUGCCGAGCACAGUGAGGUCUUCGCCAUCGACUUCACCAAUAGCAAACAGGCAAGGUAACCCAGAGUCGCAGCGCGACGUGUCACCGGCGAGCACUGCACAUGCUAACCAGCUCGUCACAUUCCCAUUACAGACAGAAAAAACAGAAAACAUCCGCCAAAACAACACCGAUAACCCCGCAAUAAAAGUUAUCCCUGAAUAUUUUGAAAUAAUACCGGAUGAUAACCCAACUAUCCCACCAACCACCCGGAACUCUGCUCCGGCUGGCACGUGCAAUCCCGGUUAUGAUUACGCCUAUGAGGUCCCAGAACGCGAGCGGCGCUAUACCGCACUGGUUAAAGACGAGGAAGCGAUUUAUCAAACAUUAUAUGACCACCAGGCGAACGUUUAA
Molecule: messenger RNA, 1338 nt
Organism: Saccoglossus kowalevskii
Lineage: Eukaryota; Metazoa; Hemichordata; Enteropneusta; Harrimaniidae
Product: peroxidasin homolog
Source: RefSeq, a predicted model, not a curated record